UUUAGACCGCAAAAAAGGUGUCCACAUACGCUUGCUGGGGCGGUCGGUCGGGCCGCAAAAACCGCCUGUCUGCCCGUCCGCCCCCUCUCCGACGGACCACCUGCUGCUGCCCCUCCCCUCGCUUUCCAGUUUCCCCGUCCGUCCCGCUCCCCGCCCCGGUUUCCGGUGCCUUGCUUGCGCCCCUCCCCCAAGCAAACGCCUCCGAGGCUCCGAGGCCGCGGGGAGGAGGACACGAAUAACAAUCGUCGCCACGCAGAUAGAGCAACUUCGAACCGCGCCCCACCCACGAAAAAUCGGCAGCGAUGGCCCACGCCGCGCUCCUCCUCGCCGCGGCGCUGCUCGCCGCCGCGGCGGCUUCCGCCCCCAAUGCCGCGGCCACCGGCGUCUUCCAGGUGCGCCGCAAGUUCCCCGCCGGGGGAGGGGCUGGAGGCGGUGGUAACAUAAGCGCCCUCCGCGCCCACGACAGCAACCGCCACGGCCGCCUCCUCGCGGCCGUCGACCUCCCGCUCGGCGGCCUCGGCCUCCCCACCGACACCGGGCUGUACUACACGGAGAUCAGGAUCGGGACGCCGCCCAAGCGCUACUACGUGCAGGUGGACACCGGCAGCGACAUCCUCUGGGUCAAUUGCAUCUCCUGCGAUCGAUGCCCCCGCAAGAGUGGCCUUGGGAUAGACCUGACGCUGUACGACCCCAAUGGGUCGUCGAGCGGGAGCACGGUGUCGUGCGACCAGGGAUUCUGCGCGGCCACCUACGGGGGCAUGCUGCCAGGGUGCACCAUGAACGUGCCGUGCGAGUACAGCGUCAUGUAUGGUGACGGUAGCUCGACGACGGGGUUCUUCGUCACCGACUCUCUGGAGUAUGAUCAGGUGUCCGGGAAUGGGCAGACGCGGCCUGCCAAUGCCAGCGUCACUUUCGGGUGUGGUGCUCAGCAGGGUGGAGAUUUGGGCAGUUCAAAUCAAGCCCUUGAUGGGAUUCUUGGUUUUGGCCAGUCAAAUACAUCAAUGCUAUCACAGCUAGCUUCUGCUGGUAAAGUGAAGAAGGUAUUUGCUCAUUGCUUGGAUACCAUAAAAGGCGGUGGAAUUUUUGCUAUUGGAACUGUGGUGCAGCCAAAAGUAAAAACGACACCAUUGAUACCCAACAUGCCGCACUACAAUGUGAACCUCAAGUCAAUUGAUGUUGGUGGUACUACACUACAGCUCCCAGCUCAUGUUUUUGAAACAGGUGAAAAAAAAGGUACCAUCAUCGACAGUGGUACAACCUUGACAUACCUUCCUGAACUGGUUUUCAAGUCAAUAAUGCUUGCGGUAUUUAACAAGCAUCAAGAUAUAACCUUCCAUAAUGUCCAAGAUUUUCUGUGUUUCCAAUAUUCUGGAAGUGUAGAUGAUGCAUUCGCAACUAUCACCUUCCAUUUUGAGGAUGAUCUUCCACUGCAUGUGUAUCCACAUGAGUACUUUUUCCAAAAUGGGAAUGACUUAUACUGCAUGGGAUUCCAAAAUGGUGGAUUACAAUCAAAGGAUGGAAAGGACAUGGUGCUUUUGGGAGAUCUUGUCCUUUCAAACAAGUUAGUUGUCUAUGACUUGGAAAAUCAAGUCGUUGGGUGGACUGACUACAACUGUUCCUCUAGCAUUAAAAUUAAGGAUGACAAGACGGGCGUUACAUAUACUGUCGAUUCACACGACAUCUCCUCCGGAUGGAGAUUCCAUUGGCACAACUCCCUGAUUCUGUUGUUGGUAACAGUGGUGUGCAGCUAUUUAAUAUGCUAACUCUGUUGUACAACACGAACACUGAUGGAAAUUCAUUUGAUUUAUUCUUUUCACGAAAAAGAAAGGUAGGGCUUUAGAUUGUGCUCUCUGGCCACGGAAAACAAUGGAAACAAAAACAUUGUACCCUGUACAACGAGCCUUUGUGUGACGAGUGCAAUGCUGAGGUGACAAAUAUAUAGCUGCACGUAAUAGGUUUCCCAUAAAAAAAAUUGUAUGCGUCGAAUAUGAAUUUUAGUCCUGCUGUUUGCGAUACAGUAAUGUUUGACAUUUCCUUGGGAAAUGAUGUGUUGUUCAAUAUGAACUUCCUUUCUGGUGUUUUUGA
Molecule: messenger RNA, 2085 nt
Organism: Phragmites australis (common reed)
Lineage: Eukaryota; Viridiplantae; Streptophyta; Magnoliopsida; Poales; Poaceae
Product: aspartic proteinase 36-like
Exons: 10
Coding region: 303-1763 (486 amino acids)
Biological process (GO): proteolysis
Molecular function (GO): aspartic-type endopeptidase activity
Source: RefSeq, a predicted model, not a curated record